This is a messenger RNA of Ricinus communis (castor bean), 1089 nucleotides long. RefSeq lists its product as uncharacterized. NCBI's taxonomy places the organism in Eukaryota, Viridiplantae, Streptophyta, Magnoliopsida, Malpighiales, Euphorbiaceae. The transcript is spliced from 5 exons. The coding region runs from base 1 to 1089 and encodes 362 amino acids. The record is from RefSeq and is a predicted model, not a curated record.
AUGGCUGCCAAAGACUUUUCAGCAGCUUCUCCUCCCGUUUUCAAUGGUGAAGAUUAUCACCUUUGGGCCUUUAAAAUGAGAACGUAUUUGAGAGCCUUUAAUAUGUGGGAAGUAGUAGAAACAGGUAGAGAUCACCCUCCACUAAGAGCUAAUCCCACUAUAGCUCAGAUCAAGCAGCAUAGUGAAGAGUGUGCAAAGAACUACAAGCUCUUGCCUAAGAAUAAUGGCUUAAGAAAGAAGUUGGAUCAAAGGUCUUUUCAAUGUGUGAUCCUUGGUUACAACUACAAUAAGGGUUAUAGGGUGUUUGAUGUGAAGACUCAGAAGGUUAUUAUUGCUAAAGAAAUAAAAUCUGGAAUUGGGACAAGAAAAUUGCUGAAUCUUGUUCCAAAGCUAGGGUUAUAUGGCAGUCCAAAUUGUGACUCUAAAGAUGCUGUAAGAGGAACUAUACUACUCUUAGAUGUAUGCGCGGCAGAACCUUCAUGUUUCAGAGACACUGCAAAUUUAGAAGCUUGGGUUGAUAUAAUGAAAGACGAAUUGAAGAUGUUUGAGAAGAACAAAACUUGGCAACUAGUUGACAGACUAAGCCAUAGAAAUGAAUUAAAUGGGUUUCCAGAACCAAAUACAAUUCGGAUGCUUGAAGAGGAGAUAUAUAUUGAGCAACUAAAAGGUUUUGAAGUUAAAGGCAUAGAGGAUAAGGUGUGUUUAUUGAAGAAAGCCUUGUAUGGCCUGAAACAGUGUUCAAGAAAGCAAAACAAAAUUGCUCGGUCAACUGCUGAAGCAGAAUAUAUUUAUGCUGCUGUUGCUUUAAAUCAAGUCAUUUGGCUUAGAAAAACGAUGAAAGACUUAAAGCAAGAACAAGUUAAUGCAACUCAGACUUUUCGUGAUAACCAAUCAGCUGUGGCUAUUGCAAAAAAUUUAGUGUUCCAUGGCAAGACCAAGCAUAAAAAGAUUAAAUAUCAUUUUGUUCGAGAAGCUGAAAAAGGGAAAGAAGUUAUUUUGGUGCAUUGUACAAAAGCCUUACCAAGAUCACGGUUCAUACGGCUGAAAGAAGCCAUAUGCAUGUCCAGCAAUUGUGCCAAGGAGGAGUGA